Messenger RNA from Prunus dulcis (almond), 7501 nucleotides. RefSeq lists its product as uncharacterized. Lineage: Eukaryota; Viridiplantae; Streptophyta; Magnoliopsida; Rosales; Rosaceae. The coding region runs from base 277 to 7227 and encodes 2316 amino acids. The record is from RefSeq and is a predicted model, not a curated record. The transcript is spliced from 14 exons.
CCGCAAGUACAGAAUCCAUUUCCCUUUUGAAAUCGCAAGUUACAUAAAACCCGUCUUGGAAAGCGGGAAACUCAUCCAGUUUGAAUUUAAAAAAGUACAGAGAAAAAAGCAAAAAGUAAUCAGACCGAUUGUUCGAGAAAAAAAGGAGAAAACUAGAACAUCGAAAGCAAAAAUCGAAUUUAAGUUCAUCGAAAGUAAAUCAACAAUCUUCCUCUCAGAAGGUUCUGAGUUCUUCUCUCCAUAGCCAAGCCAACUUCGUGUUGGCGCGAAAAAAAGAUGGAUUAUUAUGCGAUGAAGAGGAAGCAACUUCAAUCACUCUGUAAACAACACGGAAUUCCUGCAAAUUUAAGGAACACUGAAAUGGCCCAUAAGCUUACUUUGCUUCUCAAGGAAGAUGAAAAACUCAGUGAGCCAGUCUGCAAAAAUUUAGAAGAAAAUGAAGGGGGAAUUGAUUCUGAGGUUGAGACAAAGAAGGUGAAGAAAGUAAAGUUCAGUCCAGAAAAUCAAACGUUUUACUUUGUGGGUACGGAUAAUGACUCAAACUCGGAUUGUGAUUACAAUCCAAAGAAGAAACAGGGGAGAAAGAGGAAGUCCAUGGUUGUUAAGAAGGUUCAGGUUUUUGAAAAUUCCAGAGGACUCGAACACUCUCACAAAAUUAUUGACUCCCCAGGUAGAGUUACAAGGUCCAGAGCACAAAAAAUGGAUGAAGGCAAUGCAGAAGCAGUUUUUUCACCUCUUCCUGCGAAGAAGAAAUUGACAAAUCGAGUGAAAAAGGUUGAUAGCUGUGAUAAGCCUCCUCCAGAGGUUGAGUUAAUUGAGAGAGUGGAUAGUAAUGCAGAACAUGCUAAUUUGAAUGGAGGGUUGAUUCAAAGGCAGUUGAGAAACAGGGUGGUGGUGAGUGAUGAUGGUGGAAAUUCACUGGUUUUGAGGAAGGAUCUAGUGCCAAGGGGUUCAAAGAAACCCAAACAAAAUAAAGGUAGUGAUGGGGAUCUUUUACCAACUAAGACUUAUGAAGAAAAUGUCCCUGUAGGAAAAGGUAUUAAACCUGAAAAAGUCCAGAAGCAAUGUAAAGGAAAUGUCACAAAAUCGAGGAAAACUGAUCUUGGUGGUAGUAGGAUCACACGGUCUCGGAGUCAGGUUGGAGGGAAUAGUUCUGGAGUUGAAAGUAAAACAGAUAUUCUCAAAGUUCAGGAAAAGGGACAAGAAGUUCUUCAACUUGAAGAAACCUGUAAGGGCCUAGAUAGAGAGCAUUUGAGGCGGAAGUCUGCUGUACCUCUGAAGAGGAGUCUGGAAGGUGACAACCUUGCUAAUGAAGCUGUUGUACCUGGGAAGACCCUGAGGAGGUCAAAACGAAAUUUAGCCAGGGACAGAGACUCUGCAUGUGGGACAUUGGCAGAAACCAAACUUGUUGGUAGGAGCAAAAAGUCUAAAACCAAGUUUGUGGGAAAAGCUUCAGGCCAAGAAGAAUGUGAACUUGAAGAACCAUCAAAGGACGGGCAGAAAAUUCCUGUGUUCCAGAAGGGCAAGGAACUGGCGAAAGGUGAUACUAGAAAAAGACCAAGGAAUAUAGAUUUGGAAAGAGCUUCCAAAGUUGAGUCAAGUGUAGAAAGAAUGGAAGAAAAUGUUGCUCUCCUACCCAAUGGUCCUUUGAGGAGAUCCAGACGCAAAACUACAUUGUUUUCCUCUGCUGCUCAUGAUGAUAGGGAGUUUAGAAUCUGUGAAGGUGCUGGAACUGUGAAGCAAUCAACAGCUGCUGGAACAGUGAAGCAACCAGUUCCUGACAAGGGUGCCAAUGUGUCUCAAUCUCUAAGGCGGUCUAGUCGGAAUGCUUGUGAAAAGAUACUAACAGAACCCACUGGGGACAUGUGUGGAAUUGCCAAUGGUGUUAAAAAGGAUGGUCUUGUGAAGCAAAUACAAGAGCCAACAUAUGAGAAGGAAAGUUCAUUAAUUGUGCAUGAUUCUUUAAACAAAAGCCCACAAAGACGAUCCUCGCGUAUUCUGUCCAUAAGUGGCUUGGUUGCACCUACAGGACGCACUGGUAUAGUUGCUGGAAAGAACAAAAAGAGUGAAUCUAGGAUGCCAAUUAUAAAGGAAAUGGUCUCGUUUGCUAAAAUCAAUUCACCCCUUGAAGAAAAUCUGAGUAUAGAUAUUAGAUUGAAUAUUCCAGAAGCUUCAGGAAAUGAGAACAAUACUGAUUCUUGCUGCAGCAAAGGUCUGGAAAGGUCAAGCAAGCAGAGGAAGGGAUCAAGCAAGAAGAGGGAAUCUGCUGGAAGGGGUCAGCCUGUUUAUGAUGAAGUAUCUACUGCAUAUUCUAUCAUGGAGAAGGCCAUGGACAUUUCAGGUCAUCUGAAGGACAAUCAGACCUCAGAAUCAAUGAAGUUUCAAGGUAUAUCUACAGUGCAGAAGCCACAGAAUGUGACAGAACCCCUGACUAACGAGAUGGAAAAUAGCAUCCCGGAUAACACUACUGCAUGUGAUAUGGAUUAUCAUUCUUAUCUGUCUUUGAACAAAGGUCAUACUGGCCAUGCUAUUGCAGUUGAACAAAACCCAGUAGAAUGUCCAGAUAAAUUCAGCAAUGUUGUUUCUUCCAAAUUUACCUGUCUAAGUGAUGGCCACUCACCUACCUAUCAACCAGACUGUGAAGGUGAAUGUUCCAACCUGUUGGACUUGAAAAAAGGAUUGGAGACAGAUGAGUCAUUAACUGUUAAAACGUCAGACCAAAGGAUUGAUGUGGUGGAUGAUCAGUUAGAAGGUGGUAGCAAAGUUAGUGUUCCUGAGGAUCAAAACUUAGUUCAAUUGGAUGCUAGUGGGAUUGAUCAACCAGUACUUGUAGAACAAGUUCUUGAGGAUCAUCUAACUGAACUUGGUGAAAAUAAGGAGUCAGACAGCAAUAAUGCAAAGUCCUUUGCAUUAGUAGAAGAAAUAUGUGCUUUCAGUUCUUGUGACAGAGAAGAAAUGGUUCAGGUUGAUGUAGGUUCUACUGCUGAAACUAGUGCAGAGACAGAUGGAGACAUCCAUCUGGGUAGAAUUGUUCUCAGUGAUACUGCUGUAACUCUGUCCAAAUCUUCACUAGUAAAGGAAGCUACUGAUUCUUGCUGCAGCAAAGAAGCUGUUGAAAAAUCAAGCAAUAAGUGGGAAUCUGCUGCAAUGGGUCAGCCUGUUUGUUUUGAAGUAUCUGCUGUACAUUCAAGCAUAGAGAAAACCAUGGACAUUUCAGCUCAUCUGAAGGAAAAUCAGCUAUCAAAGUAUAAUAAUUUACAAGGUAUAUUUACAGUCCAAAACGCACAGAAUGUAAUGGAACCCGUGACUAAUGUGAUGGAAAAUGUUAUGGUAGAUAGUGGAUUGAAUGUCCCAGAGAACGCUACUGUACGUGAUAUGGAAGAUAAUUACCAUCUGUCUUUGGACAGAGGUGAUACUGGUCAUAUUAUUGCAGUUGAACAAACCUCGAAAGAAUGUAUGGAUAAGCUCAGCAAUGUCAGUUUUUCCAGAUUGACCUGUCUAGGUGAUGGUCACUCACCUACCUGUCAACCAGAUUGUGAAGGUGAAUGUACCAACCAGUUGGACUUGAAAGGACUGGAGACAGAUGAGUCAUGGACUGUUAAGACGUCAUACCAAAGAAGUGAUGUGGUGGAUGACCAGUUAGAAGACGGUAGCAAAGCUAGUGUUCCUGAGUAUCAUAACUUAGUUCAAUUGGAUGCUAGAGGGAUUAAUCAACCAGUACUAGUUGAGCCAGUUGUUGAGGAUCAUCUAACUGAAUGUGAUGAGAAUAACGAGUCAGACAGAAAUACAGCGAAAUCCUCUGAAGUAGUAGAAGAAACUAGCGAAGAGACAGUUGCAGAUAUCCAUCUGGAUAGAAUUGUACCCAGUGAUACUGCUGUAACUCUGCCCAAAUCUUCACUACUAAAGCAAGAAGGAGAUCAACUUGAAAAUCAAUUCAAAUCACCAGUUGAAGGCAGAAGUAUUUGUGAAAUAGAUGAGGCCUUGUUAUAUGGAAGCAAAAACCAAAAUUUAUCCUUUGAUCAGGUUGAUUAUCCGGAAGACGACACAGUGGCAGCAAGUAAAAUUGAAAGUGCCAUCGUCGUUGAAACAGAGUCAACAUCUCUUUCUGAUUGUGCUUUGGCAAAAAUGCAACAUAGAAAUGAGAACAUUCUUAAGGAAGUUACUUCAGAGAUGAAGAGACAUCCUUCCAUUGCUUCAGAUGACAGUAUGCACAUGGAUGGCAAUGCUGAUAUGGAUGAUAAUGUUGGAACACUGGAUGGUGGUAUGAAUUCUCUAAAUGUGAGUUCAAAAACUGAGAUAAGUUCAGACAAUAUUGGUGAUUUCUUAGUCGGAGAUGAGCUGGCUGAUCUGAGUUGCUGUGAUCAUGGCAUUAUUUUGGGCAAUGCUGGUGUGAGUAAUAGCGUGGCACAAACCAUACCUGGCUUGACUGACACAGAUGGAAUAGUUGGAACUGAAAGUAUUACACAAUUCAAACUAUGUGCUGAUAACUCUUGUGCCAAACCUCAAAUGUAUUCAGGUGGUCUGCCAUUGUAUCAUGUUUUUAAUGAUUCUUCAUCUCUUGGAAAUCUAAGUGGAUUAAAUGAGAUUGAGGGUAAAAAAAACAAUGCCGAAGAAAAGGAGAUGACCUAUGAGGAUAGAGAAGGAGAUCAACGGAAAGAUCAAUUCAAAUCACCAGUUGAAGGCAGAAAUAUUCAUGAAAGAAAUCAGGCCUUGUUACAUGGAAGCAAAAAUCAGAAUUUAUCCUUCGAAGAGGUCGAUAUUUUGGAAAAGCACACAGUAGCAGCAAAUAACACUGAAAGUUCUAUGGAUGCCGUGGUGAACGAAACAGAGUCGCGGUUCCUUUCUGAUUUUUCUUUGGCAAAAAUGCGGCGUGGAAAUGAGAACAAAUCCCCAGAUCCUUCAACUAUGGUGGUGUCGGUAGACAGUGCAGUUCAAGAGAGAGCACUAAACAAUGUUAUGCAAUCUGUCCUCCUACUGGAUCAAGUGAAGUAUGGUGAUCCUGGCAUACAUAAGGAAGUAUCUUUAGAGAUGAAGAGACAUCCUUCCAUUGCUUCAGUUGAUAGUAUGCACACGGAUGGCAAUGCUGAUAUGGAUGAUAAUAUUGGAACACUGGAUGGUGGUAUAAAUUCUGUAAAUGUGAGUUCGAAAACUGAAAUUAAUUCAGAUAAUACUGGUGAUUUCUUGGUCAGAGAUGAGUUGGGUGAUCUGUGCUGCUGUGAUCAUGGGAUUAUUUUGGGCAAUGCCGGUGUGAGUAAUAGAGUGUCACAAAAUGAACCUGGCUUGGCUGACACAGAUAGAAUAGUUGAUACUGAAAGUAUUACACAAGUCAAUCUAUCAGCUGAUAACUUUUGUGCCAAACGUCAAAUGCAUUCAGGAGAUCUAAGUGGAUUAAAUGAAAGUGAGGGUAGAAACAAUGCAGAAGAAAAGGAGAUGACUUAUGAGGAUAGGGGUACAGUUUCUCUUUUAGAAGGAGAUCAACUUAAAGAUCAAUUCAAAUCACCAGUUGAAGGCGGAAUAAUUUGUGAAAGAGUUGAGGCCUUGUUACAUGGAAGCCAAAACCAGAAUUUAUCCUUUGAUGAGGUUGAUAUUCUGGAAAAGCACACAGUGGCAGCAAAUGAUAUUGGAAGUUCUAUGGAUACCCUGGUGGACGAAACACAGUCGGGGUCUCUUUCUGAUUUUGCUUUGGCAAAAAUGCAGCUUGGAAAUGAGAACAAAUCUCCAGGUCCUUCAAAUAUGGUGGUGCCGGUAGAUAGUGAAGUUCAAGAGAGAGCAUCAAAUGAAGUUAUACAAUCUGUUCUCCAACCAGAUCCAGCGAAGUGUGGUGAUCUUGAAUUACAAGGCAAUGAAUUUGGAGUGCGGGAAAGAGUCUCAGGCGUGAAGGUUGUUGAAAGUCUCAAUGUUGGCAUUAAUCGUACGAGGACCUCCCAAGAGACUGAGGAAGUAAUUGAUCUGCUUAAUCUUAACGAUAGGGAUAUCAUUUCUGGUGACUCAAAGGAAUCCCCUGGUUUUGAAAACUUGCAUCCCAUCUCUAUGGUUAAACCUGAAAUGGGUGUCAAUUGCUCUGCUGAUUCUCCAGCUACCCAUUCUAGUCAUGGUCAGUGCUUAUUGCAUCAAGGUGAAGAAGCAACUGCAGAAACUAAAGCCUUGGAGUUAAAUGCUGCCUCGCCUUUAUUUAGCAGUUAUGAGAUAAAACAACUUUUCAGCGAUGACAAAAUGGAUGGAUUUUCAAAAUCAUAUCCAGACAUGUCAAAAGUUGAUUCAGUGAUUGAAGAUAGUGAGGCUGUGAAGAAAGGGAAAGAAAGUGCUGUUGGUAUUGCACAAGUUGCUGCAGGGCAACUUACUGACCAUGAGCAUAAAUCGGAGGACGUUAUGGAUCUAAAAUCUACUCUGGAAAUGGGUAUUCAUUACCCUGUUGGUUCUCCUGUUACCAACUUUUCUAGUUGUGGGGACAUCAAAAGAGAUGAAUUUCAGAAAUUAGAUGCAGGUCUGAGUAAAGCCAAUCUGAUGAAUGAAGUUGGUGAGCAUGUGAAGGAAGGUAUAGAAAAUGAUCUGGGAAUUGCUCAAGUUGUUGCCAAGAAACACAGUGAUCAUGGGCAGAGAAUGGCAGAUGAACUUCUGAAAUCCACUCAUCCUCCUGUUUCAGAUGGGAACACCUGUGUAAAUGAAAGACCAAAGGAGAAAGGAAUCAGGCCUAUCAACCAAGUGUUUGUUGAUCAUGAGGAUAUUGAUGAGGCUGGUGAUAUUGAAUAUUCUAAUGUGUGGGCACGUACAGGGAAAUCGGUAGAUGAUUCUGAGAUGAGUGGCAGCAAUCCUGGUGCUUUUGAUGUGCCAGCAGCAAACAGUUAUCCGAAUUACUUAAUGCAAGCUCGAAGUAAUGUGAACCCUGAUGUUGAAGUUACUAAAUUUUCAGUUGAGAGUGAGAUUGUGUCAGAACAGAAUGUAACUGCAGAUCAAUGUCCCAUAUCUGCAGAUUCAGUUUUGAGAAAAGACAAUUUGGAAUCACCUAGGGUAAGGAGUUGGGAGGCAGAUUCAGACAAAAGUAUCAGUAUUUCUUUUGCGCCAAGGGAGAACAAGACAGAUAGUCUGGUCCCUAGUCCUCCAAAGAGUUUUGUCAAUACUGCUGAUAUGAAGGAAAAUUUCAGAAACACAAAGAGCGACAAAGUUUCCAACUCAGCAGUGAAAACUUUGCAACCUAGGCCGGCAUUGAAUGAUCUCCAAAAGAAGUAGACCUACUAGUGUUGGCCAUGGAAAUACGAGUUAAAGUGACCCUUCAUUUUCAGCUGAAGCAUACCUCAUGCUGAUCUUCAAGAGUCUUUUGGUAAUUUACAGUAUUGCUUGUAAAUGAACUUGUUAAUGGUACAGUUAGUUUUGUGGGGUCCAGUGUAAGUAUGGUGUUGUAUUGGAUUGCUUAUUUUAAAUAUGUGAAUGUCUAGCGACAAAAGUUUGCAAAUGCAAAUAUGUAAAGUUUGUUAAUGUGCGUAUAUUGCAAUUUUAGGGUUUA